AUGAAUCCGUCUGAAGAAUCAACUAUCAAUGUGGAGAUUAGGAGAUCUCGCAAUAAAACUGAGACAAAAUGCAAGUCUCAAAGUCCGUAAGUAAAGCCAUAAUUUAUAUAAUCAUAAUUACAACAUAAAAAAAGUAAAACAAAGGAAAGAUAAUAAUAAAAUUAAGAGUCAUUACCUAAUGUAACUAAAAAAUUGAACCCUAAAUCAACUAGUUUUUCCAAAAAGAGAAAUCAAUUCAAACCAGCUCCUUAAGAGUUUUGUUUAAAAGUAAAUAAAUAAGUUUAAGUCAAAUAGUAUUUUGUUGGUUGGGGCAAUAAUGAGGCUUUAGUAAAACGGGUCAUGUCUAAAAGGACCCAAUGGAAAGAAACAACUGACUCUAGUUCAAUGUUUGUAAAUUUUAAAUGGCAACAAAACGAAAGGGGCUAUAGAUAUGAAAGAUUGAUAGUUAGUUAAAAUUAUAAAUAACUUGUUAAUCAUUUUGAACAUCACAAGGAAAUUUCAAAUAAAUCUGAUUUGAUUAAAAAUCUAUCUUAAUACUGCGAAGUAAAUAUAUCUAUUUAGUUAUUAGAAACAUAAACUGAAUGUGUUUGAUUACAGCCCAUUAACAUUUGUGAUUGAUUUCAGUGAUGAAAAUUGCGACUACAAUAUCACUUAAUUCCUCAAGACUUACGAGCAAUUCGCACCCAAGAAGCCUACAGCAAAACAGAUGUUAGACGUUAAGAGAAGAUUAAGGGGAAAUUUUACUAAUGCUUACUAAAGAGAUUCAAGUUCUUAGUUUUAAAAAAUUCAAAUGAAUAAUACAUUUUUAUCUGAAGAUUCCCCCUAUAUGUGGUUAUUAAAGCCUACUUUUUUAAAUCGAGGAAGAGGGAUUUAAAUAUUUGAUAACUUAGAAACUUUAGUUAAGUUGGUAUCUGAUUUUUAAGAAGGGUUGAAAGAAAAGACUUUGAAUCAGAAGGACGGAUCUUCGGGAGAAGAAGAUCCUCCUAAACAGGUAUAAAGUGCGUAAGGAACAACUAAAAAGGAUCCAAAUUAAUACAUUCGGCAAUAACCAUCAGGACCUUGUAUUAUAAAAUCGCAUUCUUUUGUUAUUUAAAAAUACAUUGAAAGACCAGCGUUGAUUAAUAAAAGAAAGUUCGAUAUUAGAGUUUGGGGAUUAGUAACGCAUGAGUUGGAUGCAUAUUUCUUUUAGGAAGGAUAUAUUAGAACGUCUUCUGAAGAUUUCACCUAUAAUAUUGAGAAUACUUUUGUUCAUUUAACAAACAAUGCUAUUUAAAAGUAUUCGAAGAAUUAUGGAGAAUUUGAGGAUGGUAAUUAACUGUCCUUUAAGAACUAUUAGGAUUAUUUAAAAUCAUAGAAUAUUGCUUGCAACGUUUAGGAUGUAAAUUUAUCAUUAAUUUCAGAUUAUAAAUAAAAUGAAAGAAAGAAUUUGGAUGGUCUUUAAUUCUGUACGCAGCAAGAUUAAUUUUGAAGAUAGAAAGUAUUGCUUUGAGAUUUUUGGAUUUGAUUUCAUCUUAGAUUCUGAUUAGGAAGUUUGGUUAAUUGAGGUCAAUACUAAUCCGUGUAUAGAAGAGUCAAGUCCAUUAUUAAAAAUGUAUAUUCCUCGUAUGUUAGAUGAUGCAUUCAAAUUAACUCUUGAUAUCUUAUUUCCUCCUUAAUAGCCUCAUAAAUAAUCUUUGCCAUAAAUUUGUAAUUAUCAAUUCUAAUUCAAGCUCAACUCCCUUAAAUCAAGGAAGAAUCUCAUUCUGAGUAUCCAGUGAUUGGCUAUCCGAAUGAUGAGAAUAUGUGGAUGCUAUUGGGUUCAUUAAAUGAUAGGAAAGUAAAGAAAAAGAAAUGAUUAAAUAUACUAUUUAAAUUAUUUUAGAUUUCCCAAAAAAUGUUUAAUCCUUCUGGUCCCAAAGACAAGCCCUUAUGUAUGGAAUUUUAGAAAGAUAUUUGCAUGAAGCUUUAAUGUCCUUUAGAACACAAAUAUUGGCCUUGCCCUGAUUAUGACAAAGGAUUUUGUUAUUUGGGUUCUUCAUGUGAUAAGUUAAAAUUGUAUCAAAACUUUUAGAAAACACAUAGUAAGAAAAUUAUGUAUGGAUUAUGUCUAUGGAUUCUGUAAGGAUGGACCUGAAUGCAAAAUGCAACAUGUCAAAUUAUUUGACUUGAAUGACAGAACAUAAGAACUCAGAUUUACAGAAAAAUUUUAUUCCAAAUUAAAACAAGAAUAAGCUACAUUCAAAUAAAGCGAAAUAAAUGUUAAACCAGUUAUUUGCAAGUCUUGUCAGGAAGUUGGUCAUAAAUCAAAUGUCUGCAAAAAAACCUUAAGGUUAAGUCCAAAUAGAAAAAUUUUAUGCGGUAUAUGUGAAACUGAACAUACGAUAUUUGAUUAAGGCAAAAAAUUAGAUUGCCAAUACAAAAUCUCAUAGUCAUAAUAAUAAUUAUUGUUUUUACAAUAAUCUUCAGAAUAAUGA
Molecule: messenger RNA, 2453 nt
Organism: Paramecium octaurelia
Lineage: Eukaryota; Ciliophora; Oligohymenophorea; Peniculida; Parameciidae
Source: the annotation of a GenBank genome assembly